Messenger RNA from Acanthosepion pharaonis, 1851 nucleotides. The record is from the annotation of a GenBank genome assembly. NCBI's taxonomy places the organism in Eukaryota, Metazoa, Mollusca, Cephalopoda, Sepiida, Sepiidae.
AUGGUACAUUUCUUCCUCUACCUCGUUUCUCUUUCCUUCAUAGAAACAGCUAGCUACUAUGGUGUGUUUUUUUCCUUCAUAGAAACAGCUAGCUACUGGUACAUUUCUUUUCCUUCCUUUCCUUUCAUAGAAACAGCUAGCUACUAUGGUACAUUUCUUCCUCUACCUCGUUCCUUUCCCUUUCAUAGAAAGCUAGCUACUAAUGAACAUUUUUCUAUCAAACAGCAACCCUACUAUGAUACAUUUUCUUCCCUCUACCUCGUUCCCUUUCCUUUCAUAGAAACAAUAACUUACUAUGAUACAUUUCUUCCUCUACCUCGUUCCUUUACUUUCAUAGAAAAGCUAUCUACUAAUGUACAUUUCUUCUACCUCGUUCCCUUUCCCUUCAUAGAAACAGCUAGCUACUAUGGUACAUUACUUUCUCUACCUCGUUCCUUUCCCUUCAUAGAAAUAGCUAGCUACUAUGUACAUUUUCUUCUACCUCGUACCAUUUCUUUCAUCCUCUACCUUCAUAGAAACAGCUCGCCUUUUUUUCCUUCUCAAACAGCUAUCCUAUACAUUUCUUCUUUCUUUUCUUUCCUUCUUCCUUUUCUUACUAUCAUUUUUUUCUUUUUCCUCCAUGUACUAUCAUGUUCUUUUUUCUUUUCCUCUUUCUGCAAUUAUAAUUUCCUUUUUUUUUCUCCUCUCUUCGUAAUUAUCAUUUUCUUCCUGCCCUUCCUAGCAACUAUUUCUUUCUUUUCUUUUCCUGCGUACUCAUCAUUUAUAUUCUUCUUUCUCACUUCUUUACCAUCAUUUUCUUCUAUUUUGUUUUCUGUUUUUUUGUUAUUAAAAGGUCUGUUUCUUCUAAAUUCAGAAUAUAAUUUUCAUUCUAUUUCUUUUCUUUCUUAUUUUUUCAUUUUAAUUCCGUUUUUCCCUCUUCCUUGUCGUUCGUCUUUUUUUUUUUAUCUUUCUUUCUUUCUUUUGUUUUUCAUUCUUUUUUUCUUUCUGCCUUUGUUUCUUCUUUAUUCCUUUCUUUCUUUCUUUCUUUUUUUCUUUCUUUCUUUUUUUCUUUCUUUCUCUUUUUUUAAUUUUUUUCUUUUUUUCUUUCUUUUUUUCAUUUUUUUUCUUUCUUUCUUUCUUUGUUCUUUCUUUUGUUUAUUUUUUUCUUUCUUUUCUCUUUGUUUUUUCUUUUUCUUAUUUUCCUUUCUUUUCUUUUCUUUUCUUUCUUUCUUUUUUUCUUCUUUUUUCUUUUUUUCUUUCCUUCUCUUUCUUUCAUUUUCCUUCUUUUCUUUUUUUUAUCUUUUCGUUUUUCAUUAUUUUGUUUUCCUUUCUUUCCUUCUUUUUCUUUUUAUUUCUUUCUUUCUUUCUUUCCUCUUUCUUUCUUUCUUUCUUUCUUUUCUUCUUUUUUCUUUCUUUCCUUUUUCUUUCUUUUUAAUUCUUUUCUUUCUUCUUUUUUCUUUUUUUUUUUUUUUUCUUUCUUUUUUUUUUUUGAUUCCUAGGUUUUUUUUUUCUUUCUUCUUUUUUCUUUUUUUUCUUCUUUUUUUAUUCCGUUUUUUUUUUUUUUUCUUGUCUUUUUGGAUUUUUCUUUUUUCUUUUUUUUUUUUUCUUUCUUUUUUUCCUUCUUUUUCUUUUUUUUCUUCUUUUCUUUUUUUUCUUUUUCCUUUCUUUUUCUUUCUUUUUCUUUUCUUUCUUUCUUUUCUUUUCUUUUUUUCUUUUUUUCUCUUUUUGAUUUUUGUUUUUUUUCUUUUUUUCUUUUCUUUUUUUAAUUUCCUUUCUUUUCUUUUUCUUUCUUCAUUUUCUUUCUUUUUUUCUUUCUUUUUUUCUUUUCUUUCUUUUUUCAAACUUUCCAUUUUUUCUUUUCUUUAUUCUUAA